CUGCAGAAAAGAAAAUUUUAGAUGAGACUCGGAAAAUAAAAUAAAAGAAAAACAAAAUACAAUACAUACAUUUUAUUAACUUCUACAAACGACAAACAUGUAAUUUUAAAUGCAAUUAAUAAUUGUUUAAUAAAACAUAAUUUAAAAAAAUAAAGUGAAGAAUUGCAACAAAAAAUUUACAUAAAAAACAUUUGGAAUAGUUCUAUAUACAAGUUUUUUUUAAUUUAUGUAGUUUUUAUAAAGUCCACCAUAAGCUUUGAUUAACUGGAAUUCUUGCUGGUGGAAUUAGUCAGACGCAACAUACAAAAAUAAAUGAAUAACACCAACAACAAAAACAACAAAUAUUUAUAGUAAAAAAUCAAACGAAUUUAAUAAUACCUAUACAACAAAUAAAACAAACAUUCCAUAACUGUAUACAGGAAGUAAUAAUUUACACACCGAAAGAAAAACAACAAAAUAAAAUUCCAUUACACUACAAAAAAGAAAAUAGUAAUAAUAAUAAAACAAGAAACUAUUAACAAUUAAUUAAUUAAAACAAACUAUGAUACGUAACGGUGGUGGAGGAGCAGGCGGUGGCGGCAGCAACAAUAUAGGUGAUAGUGGCGGCGGUGGUUGUGGAGCCUCAGCUGCCAUGGGUGGGGCUGUUGGUGGUGGUGGUAAUGAUGGCUGCAUAUAUCCCGAUGAAGUUAUCAUGGAAAAGGGGGUGGCAUUCAAUGUGCGAUAUACGGGUUGUAUCGAGGUUAAUACAUCUAUGAAAUCUUUAGAUUUUCAUACUAGAACACAAGUGGCCAGGGAAUGUAUAAAUCGUGUAUGUGAAGCAGCUGGUCUAAAAUCGGCCGGCAAAAGGCGUAUUGAUAAGAAGAUAGCUCAGUAUAUAGCAGAAAGACCGUGUAUGGCGAACGCUGGCACCAAUGUUAUCAUUAAUGUUUCGAGCCGUUCAUUGAAUUUAAUAAAUGUCGAUAAUAGCGAGAUAAUUGCUUCACAUCAAAUGCCCAGAAUAUCAUUUGCCUCGGGAGGGGAUACGGAUACUCUAGAUUUUUUAGCAUAUAUUGCUAAAAAUGAAGAUGAAUGGAGAGCUUGCUAUGUUUUGGAAUGUAUAGGUGGUCAAAGUGAAGAUCUUAUUGUCACUAUAGGCAAAGCUUUUAUGUUGCGUUAUAAUGCCAUCAAUCGUAAAGGUCAUCAUUAUGGACAAAAUAUAGAUAAUGUUAAUGCAACUGUAAAGGACAACGAUAAGGACUACUAUAAUGAUUUACCCAACAAAUUACCUCCAGAUUUAAUAAACGACAACGAAUUGCAACAUGAGCAUGAACAGCAACAACAACAAAAAGUGGCCCAAUUAAAUCUAAAGAAACCCAGGGAUCGCCUUAGCAGUAAUUUAAUCGAUUUAAAUAGUCCACCGCCAGAUCAGACAUCAAAUAAACUCAAUUUAAAUGCAUUUGAUCCAAUGAAGGAUAAUAUGAUAAUGGCACAACAACAGCAGCUGCAGCAACAACCUCCGGAUGUAUUUGAUAUACCUCCCCUAUCUCUAUCGGCCGAAGUGCAACGUUCUCAGUUAAUGACGGAAACUUGGUUUCAUGGUUCCAUUAGUCGUCCUGUGGCCGAAAGUAUGCUUGAUAACGAUGGUGAUUUCUUGGUACGUGAAUCUCAGGGCAAACAUGGCCAAUAUGUUUUAACUGGCCUACAGGGCAAAACACCAAAACAUUUACUACUUAUCGAUCCCGAGGGUAUAGUACGUACCAAAGAUCGUAUUUUUGAAAGCAUUAGCCAUUUAAUCAACUAUCACUGGACAAAUCUAUUACCCAUAAUAUCUGAAGAUUCAGAACUAGUUUUACGCACUCCGGUGGUAAGACUAAAUAGUUCAGCAUUAACAGGAGCUGGUUUAAACAGCAAUACCACCAAUACACAACAUAACCAUCAUGCUCAUUCGCAUACACAUCAUUCUCAUUUGCAAUCAUGUAAAGAAUAAGCGAAACCAACAAACAAACAACAGGAAGAACAAACAAAAAAAAAAAGAAACAA
Messenger RNA from Lucilia cuprina (Australian sheep blowfly), 2019 nucleotides. RefSeq names its product SHC-transforming protein 2 (gene Shc). Gene Ontology annotation, molecular function: receptor tyrosine kinase binding. The transcript is spliced from 6 exons. NCBI's taxonomy places the organism in Eukaryota, Metazoa, Arthropoda, Insecta, Diptera, Calliphoridae. The coding region runs from base 542 to 1966 and encodes 474 amino acids. Gene Ontology annotation, cellular component: plasma membrane. Gene Ontology annotation, biological process: intracellular signal transduction; cell surface receptor protein tyrosine kinase signaling pathway. The record is from RefSeq and is a predicted model, not a curated record.